Camellia sinensis is the source of this 1872-nucleotide messenger RNA. RefSeq names its product tRNAisopentenyltransferase 2 (gene IPT2). Gene Ontology annotation, molecular function: tRNA dimethylallyltransferase activity. Gene Ontology annotation, cellular component: mitochondrion. Gene Ontology annotation, biological process: tRNA modification. Lineage: Eukaryota; Viridiplantae; Streptophyta; Magnoliopsida; Ericales; Theaceae. The record is from RefSeq and is a predicted model, not a curated record.
GGCUUUUUUGUCAGGCGAUCUAGCAACAAACCCAAAUCUGUUGUUCACUCUGCAAUUGAGCUCUCUGGAAUUGGAGAGAGAGAGAGAGAGAUAGAAGGUGAGAGUGAAAUGCAAGAGGGAGUGCUGGUAAACCCUAGCAGCAAUGGAAGAGGAAAGCACCCAAAAGUGGUGGUAAUAAUGGGGGCAACAGGUUCAGGCAAAUCUCGACUCGCCAUUGAUCUCGCACUCCACUUCCCCCUCGAAAUCAUCAACGCUGACUCUAUGCAGGUUUACCAAGGAUUAGAUGUUCUCACCAAUAAAGUUCCCCUUCAAGACCAGAAAGGAGUGCCACAUCAUCUGUUGGGGACAAUUAGUCCUAACGUGGAAUUCACAGCGAAGGAUUUUCGUGAUUCUGUCAUUCCCCUUAUUGAUGACAUACUGUCCCGCAAUCGUUUACCUGUCAUUGUUGGAGGUACAAAUUAUUAUAUCCAGGCUCUUGUGAGUCCAUUCCUUCUGGAUGAUUCUGUUGAAGAUAAGGAUGAAAAUGGUUUAAGCGACCUUCAUGGAGAUAAAUCAGAUUCUGAAUUUGAACCUGGGAGAGAGAAUUUCUGUUAUAGUUAUGAUAGUCUUAAAGACCUCGAUCCAGUUGCAGCUAAUAGAAUUCAUCCCAAUGAUCAUAGAAAGAUCAAUCAAUAUCUAAGUUUGUAUGCUCGUUUUGGUGUUCUUCCCAGCAAACUUCUUCAAGAAAAAGCUAUGGAGAACUGGGGUCAAGCUGAUAAUUUCAGAUAUCAUUGCUGUUUUAUAUGUGUGGAUGCGUCUCUCCCAGUACUGGACAAAUACGUGGAGCAGAGGGUAGAUCGCAUGGUUGAUGCUGGUUUGCUUAACGAAGUUUAUGAUAUUUACAACUUGAAUGCGGAUUAUACUCGAGGUUUACGGCAGGCUAUUGGUGUUCGGGAAUUUGAGGAUUUUCUGAAGGCUUACCUUUUUCAAGUUCAGAAUGACAAUGAAAACCAUUUGGUUGAUGCCUCCCACUUCCAAAUGUCAGCAAAAAAGGGUGAUCAGAUGUUGAAAGAAAAUAUGAUGACAAUCCUGAAUUCCUCGAAUGAGAAGGAGCGAAAUCUUCUCCUGGAAGAUGCUAUUGACAAAGUAAAAUCAAACACCCGAAGACUUGUUCGUCGUCAAAAGAGGAGACUUAACCGACUUAACACGCUGUUUGGUUGGAACAUACAUUAUGUUGAUGCAACUGAAUCCUUACAAUGUGCCUCUGAUGAUUCAUGGGCAGCACAUGUGGUUGAACCCUCUGCCAAAAUAAUCAGGUCAUAUCUUAGCAAGGAUGAAAGCUUAGUGCCUGAUUCAGAGUCCAGGACUGGUACCGAAGGAUUGAAAUUGUUUCAAAGGGACUUGUGGACUCAACAUGUAUGCAAGGUUAGCAAUAAAUUGCUUGUGGCAAUCGAGUGCUUAGAGGGGCGCAUGAAUGGGAACAACACAAACAAGGUCGUGGCCAUCGAAAACGGAUAUGUCGGCUUAGGAAGUCUGGAGGUUUUUCCUUUGUGGAGUAGCUGCAGUUUCAACUUGGCUCUAAGAACUUCUGUUAUGUGAUAUAGUAUCAACCAAGCCUAUAUUUUGCGGUGGAAUGUUAAUGUUGACAUCUGCAUAGUGCAUUCAAUAUUUGUUGUGCAGUGAAAUUUGUAGGUGUUACUGAUAUUCAAAUUUCCCUAUACUUUCAUACCCUUUGCCUUCUCUUUCUUCUUUCUUUAUCCUGUUAUUUUUCCUUCUGGUGUUGAUUUCCUGUUUACCAUAGGAGAUUGGUUUAUCAUCUGUACAAUGUAAAAACUAGUCCCUAUUUGGGCAGGCUUCAAUUUAUAUGAUGUGAUAUUUCCUUCCUUUGUUUGA